AUGAGUGACAGGAGGCGAUCCGCCGCAGUUCUGAGCUCUAGGGCGCACGCCUUUUCGGUGGAGGCUUUGAUCGGGACGAACAAAAAGCGGAAACUACGCGGCUGGGAGGAAAAAGAGCUGGAAUUGUCAAUGGAAAGCCUCGCGAACAACGGACACGUAGGAGACGAGGACACGGCGCACUGUCUGGACAUUGACCCCGAUUCGGAGACCAGUCCCGGCUCAGACGGCGAAGGUUUGGCCGGAAGGACGUCCUGCCCGUUCGGCUCCCCCAUAGACCUGCCCCCGACCCCCUGCGACCCCUCACCCCCCUCCUCAAUGGAGGAAAUCCAGGUGGAGCUGCAAUGCGCCGACCUCUGGAAGCGGUUCCACGACAUCGGCACGGAGAUGAUCAUCACCAAGGCCGGCAGGAGGAUGUUUCCUGCAAUGAGAGUGAAGAUUCUGGGUUUGGAUCCACGUCAGCAGUACUACAUUUCUAUGGAUAUAGUGCCUGUGGACAGCAAGAGAUACAGGUACGUCUAUCAUAGCUCCAAGUGGAUGGUGGCGGGGAACGCCGACUCCCCCGUCCCCCCACGUGUGUACAUCCACCCCGACUCGCUGGCCUCCGGGGACACCUGGAUGAGACAGGUGGUCAGCUUUGACAAGCUGAAACUCACCAACAAUGAGCUGGACGACCAGGGACAUAUCAUCCUGCACUCCAUGCAUAAGUAUCAGCCACGCGUGCAUGUGAUCCGGAAGGACUUCAGCAGCGACCUCUCGCCCACCAAGCCUGUGCCCAGCGGAGAUGGGGUUCGGACCUUCAGCUUCCCUGAGACUGUCUUCACCACCGUCACCGCCUAUCAGAACCAGCAGAUCACACGGCUAAAAAUCGACCGGAAUCCAUUUGCAAAAGGAUUUCGUGACUCUGGGAGGAAUAGGACUGGUCUGGAGGCGAUCAUGGAGACCUAUGCCUUCUGGAGACCCCCAGUCCGCACACUCACGUUUGAGGACUUCAGCAGCAUGCAGAAACAGCAAGGUGGAAGCACAGGUACCUCCCCCAGCACCUCCAACACGGGGACACCCUCCCCCUCUGGCCCCGCCCACAUCUUGUCCCCCUCCUGCUCCCCGCCCACCUUCCACCUGUCCUCCGGCUCAUUCGGCGUGGGCUGCAGGGAGAGCCAGCUGUGCACCCUGUCUGAGUACCCGCCCUGCGCCCGGGCCAACGUCGCUGCUCUGCAGGGCUACAGCGGGCUGGCUGACUGCUCCUACAGCCGGCUGCAGACAGGGGGUGCCGCGGGCUCCGCCCAGCCCUCUGACUCUUUCCUGCCCCAGAGGACUUCCUCCCUGAUCGCCGCGGGGAUGCACGCUGGUGCCCACGCCUCUCUGGCCAACGGCAGCGGCGGCCAGCAGGGGUCCUUCUCCUCCCCACAGCUCCAGUAUGUGAUGCAGGCUGGAGGUGGCUCCGCCCAUGGCUCCACCUCUGGCCCCACCUCCAGCUCAUCUGGCUCCUCCCCCGCAGCCCACAUGUUCACCGGGGGCCACCACCUCCAGCAGGGGUCAUACAACGCCUUCUCCCUGCACAACCCCUACGGCCUUUACAGAUACUCCUUCCCCACCUCCCCCCGACUGGCCGCCACACCAGAGAAGCUCACAGCCGCCCAGGGGGGCCUGCUCUGCUCCCCGUCUCCUGGCGGGGCCUUUGCCGAGUGCCAGUACCUGUCCAAUGCGAUGGAUGGUGUGCACAUGAGCAGCACUUCCUCCAGCAGCCAGCAGGGGGCAGUGGCAUGUGACGGGCGGCAGUACGGAGCUUCCUCUCAGAUGUCAGUGCACAUGGUGUGA
Messenger RNA from Megalops cyprinoides (Indo-Pacific tarpon), 1815 nucleotides. Its product is annotated as T-box transcription factor TBX15-like. Gene Ontology annotation, cellular component: nucleus. Gene Ontology annotation, molecular function: DNA-binding transcription factor activity, RNA polymerase II-specific; RNA polymerase II cis-regulatory region sequence-specific DNA binding. The transcript is spliced from 8 exons. Lineage: Eukaryota; Metazoa; Chordata; Actinopteri; Elopiformes; Megalopidae. Gene Ontology annotation, biological process: regulation of transcription by RNA polymerase II; cell fate specification; positive regulation of DNA-templated transcription. Bases 1 to 1815 code for a protein of 604 amino acids. The record is from RefSeq and is a predicted model, not a curated record.